AUGUCAUCUCCUCUCAGAUUCUUCUUCAUAUUCAUUGGUCUUGUGCUAGCUGUCGCAGUUGCUCGUUCAUCUCAAGGAGCAGCUCUCUCUCUAUCUCCAGAAGUUUCAGCCUCUCAAGCAUUCAAUGGGCACUAUGUCUGGCCAACAGCAGAGAAGCGUGAAGUCUACGGAUGGAAUGAUUGCGAAUUUUCUCCACUAAGCUGUCUUCUGAGGAAGAGACGAUCAAUUGAUCGAAUGUUUGAACAAUAA
This is a messenger RNA of Auanema sp. JU1783, 249 nucleotides long. Lineage: Eukaryota; Metazoa; Nematoda; Chromadorea; Rhabditida; Rhabditidae. The record is from the annotation of a GenBank genome assembly.